Molecule: messenger RNA, 1808 nt
Organism: Mangifera indica (mango)
Lineage: Eukaryota; Viridiplantae; Streptophyta; Magnoliopsida; Sapindales; Anacardiaceae
Product: mitochondrial inner membrane protein OXA1
Exons: 10
Coding region: 164-1480 (438 amino acids)
Biological process (GO): mitochondrial respiratory chain complex IV assembly; protein insertion into mitochondrial inner membrane from matrix
Cellular component (GO): mitochondrial inner membrane
Molecular function (GO): membrane insertase activity
Source: RefSeq, a predicted model, not a curated record
AAAUUACCCUCAAUUUGCAAUUUCGCUUAGAAGGGCGAUAUGCGAACCGUAAAGAUAAAUAAGUCCGAUCCUAAAACUAAAACCCUACUCUCUCUUCUAUAAGCAAGCAGGUACUCUGUGGAAACUUUACCUGAGCUGAGGCCACAGAAACGUCGAUACGAGGAUGGCUUAUCGCCGUAGCCUGUCGACCAGAGCUACGCUUAUUGCUCGGGUUAAUAGUUCCUCUUUUAGUUACAUUCCUCAUGAUCUCGAUCGCAAACAGAACUCUUCUGAUGAAACUUUGUCUCAACGAAAUAUUCAUAACUUUAUUCAGCCAAGAUUCUUUAGAAGCUACUUCAAUGAUUCAUAUGAGUCAGGUGGCUUGUUCCCUGGUAAAGGAAUUUCGAAAUUUGCUCUUGGGCCAAGUGCGGGUUCUGCUUAUUGUAGGUAUAUGUCAACUACAGUUGGUGAAGGAUCAGAGAACAUUGAAUUGGUGAGUGAUGUGGCAGAGGUUUUGAAGGAUACAGCUAUACAAGCUGUUGCUAAUCAGGUCCCGGCAGUGAAUGAAGUUGCUGUUGCCGCUGCUGAUUCUUUCUUACCUGUUGCAGCAUUGCAGCACUUUAUCGAUACUGUGCAUAACUUCACAGGCUUUAACUGGUGGGCUUCCAUCGUGGUGACUACUCUUUUGAUUCGAAGUAUGACAGUUCCACUUUUGAUUAAUCAACUUAAAGCAACUUCAAAACUGACAUUAGUUAGACCACGCCUGGAGGAAAUCAAGCAACAGAUGCAAGAUCAGGGGAUGGGCCCUGCGACUAUAGCUGAGGGUCAAAAACAAAUGAAGAACCUUUUUAAGGAAUAUGGUGUCAGUCCAUUUACUCCAUUGAAAGGGCUUUUUAUUCAAGGUCCUAUUUUUAUCAGUUUUUUCCUCGCGAUUUCAAACAUGGCAGAGAAAGUUCCUUCAUUUAAAAAUGGUGGAGCAUUCUGGUUUACAGACCUCUCUACUCCUGAUAGUUUUUACAUCUUCCCCAUCUUGACUGGGCUGACCUUCUUGAUUACGGUAGAGUGUAACGCACAAGAAGGAAUGGAAGGAAAUCCUGCAGCUGGCACUGUCAAAUUCAUUUCAAGGGGAUUUGCUGUUCUUUCAGUUCCAUUGACAAUGAAUUUCCCACAGGCAGUUUUUUGUUAUUGGAUUACAUCAAACCUGUUUUCUCUUACGUAUGGUCUAGUGCUUAAAGUCCCGGGAGUCAAGAAAUUCUUGGGUGUUCCUGAGAUACCUUUGGCUCCACCAACUACAACUACUACACCACAACAUUCUUUCAAUCUGUUCUCUGCGAUCAAACAAGCCAGUGAAGCGAAAGCUGCACAACAGGCCUCUGCUUCAUCACCUGCUGAGCAAUCAAAGCUUACAGAGCAAAGAAAAUCUUCAUCUGCAGUCCUCAGUCAGAGGCUAAGAAGUCUAGAAAAACAAGUAAAGGGAAGGAAGAAGAACAAGAAGAGGUAAAGCUCAUCUUUCAUUACCAUAAAUUAAACCCACUACAGGAUGAGAUAAUACCACCAUUAAAUUCAUUGUAUCUUUGUUUCAAGUUAGUUUUUUAUAAUAGAUAUAUUCAUCGAGAUAAUGGGUUAGUGUGACCCAUAUUGAAAGAGAGCUCAAAACUUGCUGCUAAUAAUGUUUUCACGAGAACAGAGAAAAUUUCUCCCAAAACAUUUUAGGAUUUUGGCAGGGUUAGCAUAAGUUGUCAGCAGAGAUUCCCAGUUUAACAGAAUAUUCAGUUUUGACUGCUUGAAGACUUUUCAAUGGGUGAUAUAAUUGGUAGGAUUCAUUGCAA